CAUAUCGUUAGAGUGACUCUUCCAGCUGUGUUCGGUAUGGAGUUUGCUGUGGUGUUCCUCCUGAUUUUCAGGGCCGCCCUCGCCUGUGAUCCGGGUGAGUUCGCCUGUACGGACGGGUCAGACUGUGUGACGACCAGCUGGCUGUGUGACGGCUGGCAGGACUGCGAUGAUAGCUCGGACGAAGUACAAGCAAACUGCGACGCCCAUCCCUACAACUGUGACGCCAACCAGUUUGAGUGCCCGAACAGUGGCCGCUGUAUCCCGCUUAUAUGGAGAUGUGAUGGCGAUGAUGACUGUGGGGACUACAGUGACGAACAGGACUGCUCUCAGACUGUCGCCCCUGGCGGAGGCGGAGCGGGAAGCAGCUGCAACCACGUGCAAAGUUCGGACACGGGAACUAUUUCUCUUACUAACUACCAGAACAACCAGGACUGUCUUUGGACCAUCUCUGUCAGCUCUGGCAAUGCCAUCGUGCUGCAGUUCACUAGCUUCUCGCUAGAGGAAGACUCUUUUUGCGAGUACGACUACGUGGCUGUCUAUGACGGACCGACCGUCACCUCCCCUCUCCUCGGCAAGUUCUGCGGCUCCACCCCGCCUGGUCCUGUCCGGUCCACCGGUAACCAGAUCGUCGUCCGGUUCUACUCGGAUUACAGUGGAGUGUACGACGGAUUUGAGGCCACCUAUACCGCCGUGCCACUUAAUGCUUAAAGCUGCAUUAGGCCACAGCAAGUAAAUUUUAUGGAUGACAUCCUCUGCAGACUCCAAUUCUAAUGCGAGCGGGCGAAAAAAACAAGACGGGCCGAAAAAAACAAGGUUCCUACAUUUCAAAAUUUCGACGCAAUAAUGGUACAAAUGGUUU
Molecule: messenger RNA, 859 nt
Organism: Branchiostoma belcheri (Belcher's lancelet)
Lineage: Eukaryota; Metazoa; Chordata; Leptocardii; Amphioxiformes; Branchiostomatidae
Product: very low-density lipoprotein receptor-like
Exons: 6
Coding region: 37-708 (223 amino acids)
Molecular function (GO): protein binding
Source: RefSeq, a predicted model, not a curated record